This is a messenger RNA of Fulvia fulva, 243 nucleotides long. RefSeq lists its product as uncharacterized. The record is from RefSeq and is a predicted model, not a curated record. The coding region runs from base 1 to 243 and encodes 80 amino acids. Lineage: Eukaryota; Fungi; Ascomycota; Dothideomycetes; Mycosphaerellales; Mycosphaerellaceae. The transcript has 2 exons.
AUGAAGUUCCUCCUACUCCUCAGUACACUGGCCGCUCUCGACACCAUCGGUGUGAUCGCUGGUCCAGUCGGUCAUGACACAGACAUCGUCCCUCGCGCCGCUGGUGACUUGAUGGUCGCUCCUCGCGCUGAAGCUGGGGGCAUCACUAUCGAUCUCGGCGAUCUCGGCGACUUGGCCUCCAAUGAUGACUCCGACAUGGUUAAAAGUGAUGGACAAUACCGUGGAUGCGAGUGCUCUUUGUGA